This is a messenger RNA of Colletotrichum abscissum, 1893 nucleotides long. RefSeq names its product Sec1 family protein. NCBI's taxonomy places the organism in Eukaryota, Fungi, Ascomycota, Sordariomycetes, Glomerellales, Glomerellaceae. The transcript has 2 exons. Gene Ontology annotation, cellular component: Golgi membrane. Gene Ontology annotation, biological process: vesicle-mediated transport; intracellular protein transport. The annotation marks the transcript as partial. The record is from RefSeq and is a predicted model, not a curated record.
AAUUCACAGCUUUCAUUGAGCAUCGGUCCCUAUUCUCAAACCAUCGCCACCACCAGCCGAAGGACGUAUCCCAUCCUUUCCUCCAUUGAACACACUUCAACACGCAUUCGACCUUUGCGUUCUGCGCCGCUGGCCAACAUGGACGUGGCACAAGCAGUGGCUGGCUAUGUCUCUCGUAUGAUUCAGUCCGCUGAUUCUUCAUCUUCGACACAGUCGGCAAAAAUGAAGGUUCUGCUGCUGGACCGCGAGACAGUUCCUAUUGUGUCCACUGCUAUCACUCAGUCAGCACUGCUGAAUCACGAGGUCUAUCUCAUUGAUCGUAUUGAUAACGCCAACAGAGAGAAGAUGCGUCACUUGCGAUGUUUAUGUCUUGUACGACCAUCGCCAGACUCCAUUCAACUCCUGAUUGAUGAACUGCGAGAGCCGAAGUACGGAGAGUAUCAUCUGUAUUUCACCAACGUCGUCAAGAAGUCAUCACUAGAAAGACUUGCCGAGGCUGACGACCAUGAGGUUGUGAAGCUGGUUCAGGAGCAGUUUGCCGACUUCAUCGUCAUCAACCCCGAUCUGUUCUCACUUGGACUCAGCCUUCCCCAUCAGCGUCUGUGGGGCAGCAACCAAGACACGUGGAACCCAGACGCCCUGCAACGAAGUGCUGACGGACUCGUUGCUGUGCUUCUUGCACUGAAGAAGAAACCGCUGAUCAGAUACUCCAAGACCAGCCCACUUACCAAGAAAUUGGCUACAGAAGUGCGAUAUCGUAUUACACAAGAGGAGCAGCUUUUCGACUUCCGGAAGGUGGACACGCCUCCUCUCCUGCUCGUGCUCGACAGGCGCGAGGAUCCAGCAACACCACUUCUCACGCAAUGGACAUAUCAAGCCAUGGUGCACCAUCUUCUUGGUAUUACCAACGGCCGAGUCGACCUAAGCGAUGUGCCUGAUAUUCGCCCGGAGCUGAAGGAGAUUGUCUUGUCGCAAGACCAGGAUCCUUUCUUCAAGAAGAACAUGUAUCUCAACUUUGGUGACUUGGGCGGCAACAUCAAAGACUACGUGGAGCAAUACCAGUCCAAGACACAAAACAGCUCAAAUAUCGAGUCGAUAUCGGACAUGAAGCGCUUCAUCGAGGAAUACCCUGAGUUCCGCAAGCUAUCCGGAAAUGUUAGCAAGCACGUCACCUUGGUUUCAGAGUUGAGUAGACGUGUUGGAGCCGAGAACCUACUCGAAGUCAGUGAGCUGGAACAAAGUCUCGCUUGUAAUGACAACCAUGCGGCUGAUCUCAAGAACAUUCAAAAGCUUAUUCAGUCUCCAAAGGUGACAAGCGACAGCAAGGUUGGCCUAGUCGCCCUUUAUGCCCUACGAUAUGAGCGCAAUCCGUCCAACGCACUCCCCAUGCUCGUGGACCUCUUGGUGGCCGCUGGCGGGGUCUCAGUCCGGCGAGCAGACCUCAUCUCCAAGCUUGUGAAGUAUCAAUCUUCAUUGCAGCAAUCACAGGCUCAAGCAGGCAUUGCAGACAUUUUCGAGGGGGGUGGCAUAUUUGGAGGAGCUGGUGCCAGGUUUAAGGGACUAAAGGGUGUCGAGAACGUUUACACACAGCAUAGCCCCUUACUUGAAAGUACGCUUCAGAAUCUGAUUCGGGGACGACUUAAAGAACAGCAGUAUCCCUUUGUUGAGGGCGGAGGAACUACUCGAGACAAGCCGCAAGACGUUAUUGUCUUCAUAGUCGGUGGAGCAACAUACGAGGAGGCCAAGAUGGUGGCAACAAUCAACGCAUCUUCGCCAGGUGUGCGCUUGGUACUAGGAGGUACUACAGUCCACAACUCGGCUACAUUCCUGGAAGAGGUUGAGGAUGCUGUAUCUUCGUGGCCCGAGACGCAGAAAGCUGGCACAAGGCGAUAA